Molecule: messenger RNA, 1362 nt
Organism: Paramecium tetraurelia
Lineage: Eukaryota; Ciliophora; Oligohymenophorea; Peniculida; Parameciidae
Exons: 2
Source: RefSeq, a predicted model, not a curated record
AUGGGUAAUCAAUGUUCAGCAAAGGAGAAUUCUUCAUCUGAGGCACCAAUAUCAAGAACUACACUAUCACGGAUCUCAGUUCAAGAUAAAUUGUUAAAAGAUAACAAUGCCUUUAUAAAUUCAUGCACUGAAACUUAUUUUAAAAAAUUUCACAAGAAAAUAGUGGAAAAUGACAUACAGGAAUUGUGCAAAAAUAUGAAUCAGAAAAAGCUGUUUGUAAAGAUAAAAGGCAAGUAUCCUGAUGAUGGGGAAUAAUAGAUAGUUUAUAAAAAGAUUUCUAAUGACAUGCAAUAAAAGGGGAAGCACCUUUACAAUUAGCUCAUUUUGCAUUAUAGUUAAUUUUUGAAUGAGCUUUUCGAAUUUCAAGAAGAAUUCCCUUUAAAAUCCAUGACUUCAUAUAAUUAUGGGGAUGUAAAGACCAGUACAUAACUUGUGAGAAAUGUUAGUUUCAAAAGAAGUUAGUCUGAGAAUUGUAGGGUUUAGCAACCAUCAUUGCCAGAUUAAAAUGUGACAUAAUAAUCAAUUAAUAAUUAAAAUAUUGCUAGGCAAUUUUUCGAGAAUAAACAAUUGGCAUACUUAUUUUUAGAAUAGUUAAGUUGCAUAUUUAAACUUUGUUCUACUAUUAUCGAAUACACUUAUGGCUCAUUCAUUUCUUCAGUAUUUGGCACUGAUAUUGACGCUUUUACAGAUCGGCAAUUAUUCGUUAACAAGAUAUAUCAAAAGGACAUUUUCAAAUCAAUACCUUAUAUGUCAUUAUUGCUCUCUAAUGCCUUACCAAUAGUUUACCAUAACAGAUCUGCUCUAAUUAGCAACGAUUGUGCAUCACCUCCCAUUUUAGACCAAAGUUUAAUGCCUUUAGUGACUGAAAACAUAUAGAGUGAGCAUUUCUUUGAUUUAUUGGAUUCAACCGAAUAAAAUAUAGGGCAGCAAUCAAUAUUCAAUGAAUAGAAUUGGAAUACUUAGCCUUAUUCAUAAACCUUUGCCUUAAUUCAUAACAUUAUCAAUUGCAAGAUGCCUUGGUUGAAAUUUAAACUGAUAGGCAAAUUAGAUAAGUUAAUUGUGGAGAUCUUUUUAUCAUCUCGAUCAAACAAUUAAAUCUCUCAGUUUAUAGACAUCAUUCAACCUGAAGAUUCUAAAAUUGAAGUUUUAAAAUAUAUAUUACAAAAAUACAUGAGUUCUAGCAAAAGUUAAAAUCUAUUGUUGUGCUAUUAUUAUUUAAGGUGGAUGCAGGAAUAUGAUUCAGUAAUACAUUAGAAAUUAAAAACAUUUACAUGUCCUUAUUUUGUUCGGUUUAUUUCAUUAUAUGAGGUGGCAUACAAUUAUAAUUAAAAAAGAUCACCAUUGCUUUUAUUUAAUUAAUGA